UUUCUCCACAAGACUAGAUGCCGUUUGUGUUUCGUGUGUGCGCAGCUCUCAUAUUAAUUUUAAUCUCAUCGUCAUACGCCAUUAUUAUCGUGACGCCACAUUUUAGUGUAUAUUUACAAUUUAUUUUAUAAAAUAAAUAACCGGUGUGUGUAUUUAUUGAAGAGGUGCAUUUAAUUAAUAAUGAGUGACAAUGAGCACAGUGGAAGUAGAAGUCCAAGUCCAAGAAGACCUCGUGCUGAUGAUGGAGGUAUUCGUGAUUCACGUUCACGUUCAAGAUCACGUAAAUCACGUGAACAUAAAGAUGUUGGACACAGGUCAAUAAAAGAAUAUUCAAGAUCAAGGAGUCGUUCAGUAUCACGUGGAAGAAAAUCAUAUCGUAAUGCCAAAUAUACAACAGGAAGAAGUCGUAGUCGAUCACCAUAUCGUAGUGGAGGUGGUGGUAGAGGAGGUGGUGGUGGUGGUGAUGGAAGAUAUUCAAGAAGUCAUUCACGAUCAUAUUCACGUUCACGUUAUUCACGUGAUAAAAAUAUGUUUAGAUCACACUCAAGAAGUCCAAUGUCAUCAAGACGACGACAUGUUGGUAAUCGUGAUAAUCCAUGUCCAUCAAGAUGUCUUGGUAUAUUUGGAUUAUCAAUAUAUACAACUGAAUUACAAAUACAUCAUAUUUUUUCAAAAUAUGGUCCAGUUGAACGUGUUCAAGUUGUCAUUGAUGCCAAAACUGGCAGAUCAAGAGGUUUUUGUUUUGUUUAUUUUGAAUCAAGUGAAGAUGCUAAAGUUGCAAAAGAACAAUGUUCUGGUAUGGAAAUUGAUGGUCGUAGAAUAAGAGUUGAUUUUUCAAUAACACAACGUGCACAUACACCAACACCUGGUAUUUAUAUGGGUAAACCAACACAUUUAAAUGAACGAGGAUGGAGUGGUAGUGGAAGUGGUGGUCCACGUCGUAGAGAGUCAUCUAAUCAUCGAGGAAGCUAUCGUCGUUCACCAAGUCCUUAUUACAGUCGUCGUAGAUCACGUUAUGAUCGAUCCAGGUCACGCUCUUACUCGCCACGUUUUGAAUCAAGAGGUAUUGGAUGAUAGAGGGAAGUUUGAAGUAAAAAAAAAACGUGAAAAAUGUUUGAAGAUUUGCACAUCAAGAUUAUCUUGCUAGAACAAUACACAGUUUGAAAACGCAAUAUAAAAAAUUUAAAUUAAAGAAAAAAUAUCGAGUCAAGAAUGAAAUAUAAUAAUUUAAAAAAUAAAAACUAUUUGAGUUCGCGAUUGUGACAAAGAAUAUGAUCUGGAGAAAUCAAAAAUUAAAUAAAUAAUUAAUUAAUAAAACGGCAAGAGAAGUCUCGAGACUUGAAGAAAUAAAAAAAAAUAAACUAACUAACUGCCUUCGGGUGAAGUAAAGGCAUCAAGAAAAAUAAAAAAAAAAAUUUAAGUGAUUAAAAAAAAAUUCGAAUGUUGAGCUUAAUGAAUCCCGGACCUAUUCAAGAAUUUUUUAAUAAAAUUUAAAAAUAUAAAUAAAUAAAUUGUGGGUCGGGGAUGCCUAUGGCGAACAACACGUGCAAUUAUCAAGAAUUCAUCAGAAAAUUGCAAAACAUCUUAAAAAAAAAAUUAAUAAAAAUUAUAUUAAUAUAUUUACUGAUCAUAUUCUUUAUCAGUUUGUUUUUAUUUUUUGAGAUAAUAAUAUCGUAGAAGAAUUUCAAUAAAUGAUUUAUAUAAAAAAUAAAAAAGUAAAUAUAUUCAAAUCAACUUGAUCCUUCCUAAUAUCCCUCCAUUAAUCCAACACCUCCUUCCAAUAAAAUAGAAGAAAAUAAAAAGAAAACAAUUUAUAAAAAAAUAAAAAAAUUUAUUUGUGUUUUGUAUUAUUAUUAUGUUAAAUAUUAUGUGUCAAUGUUUAAUAAAGUGGAAAUAACUUGUUUUAUAUUCCUUUUCCAAA
Aphidius gifuensis is the source of this 1921-nucleotide messenger RNA. RefSeq names its product transformer-2 protein homolog alpha. The transcript has 5 exons. The coding region runs from base 181 to 1074 and encodes 297 amino acids. Gene Ontology annotation, cellular component: spliceosomal complex. Gene Ontology annotation, biological process: positive regulation of mRNA splicing, via spliceosome. The record is from RefSeq and is a predicted model, not a curated record. Lineage: Eukaryota; Metazoa; Arthropoda; Insecta; Hymenoptera; Braconidae. Gene Ontology annotation, molecular function: RNA binding.